ACUAUUGUAGUCCGCUUCCGGCGCUGGAGGUGUUGUUGUUGAGGCGCUAUGGUUUGUCAGCGCGGCCUCGAUAUUUUCCUGUGAGUUUUUGUCGUUUUCUGCGGGUUUGAUGUUCCGCGCCGCCGAGAUCAAGAGCUUCGGUAAAGCGGGAACCGGCUGGCACUUUCGGCGGACGAUGGACGAGCUGGUCCAUGACUUGGUGUCGGCUUUGGAGGAGAGCUCCGAACAAGCCCGUGGAGGGUUUGGAGAUGGAGGAGAUCAUGCCCUUGCCGUCGGUUGCCUGCUGAAGCGCCAGGCCCGCAAGCGCCGUGGCCGGAAACGUCGUUCCGACAAUCCUCACCCACCCUGGGACACCUGCCACCUAAGCGAAGGCUCCGAAUCCAGCCUGGAGGAGCAGAAAGACUACCGUUCCUCCACGGCAGCAGGGGGCGCUAACACCCGUGACAAUAACAGUGACUCUGAUGAGCAGCUGGGCGCCAAACGCCGAACGCCUCUCACUGCUGACUCCGGCCGAGGAAAAAGACCACUUUGGCUGGAUGAUCUGAGCGGGGCGGAUGUUUUGGGGACACGCAGUUUGCGAAGACGCCGGAAAGUCAAGCGCAUGGCUGUGGAUCCACCACUAGAUGUCACUGCAAUGCUCGCGCCACCAGCUAAAGCACCAGCAGUAGGGGGCGGCAGAGAGACUGUGUUCGGUCCGGAGGCCAAAGUGAGCGACGCCAACAAGAACAGGGUGAAGAAGAGGAAGUUUACAGUGCAGAGACUCACUCAGGACGUGGCGGAUGAAGGAGUGGUGGUGGAGAGUGAAGAAGCGGGACACUCGCUCAAAGAUAAGAUGGACUUCGAGGAGCAGAAAGGCUCAGAUGAGGAGAUGAGUGACAGCGAGACGAGCAGUGUGAGCAACAGCAGCGACGGAGGUCUGUACACCAAUGACGAGGGAAGACAAGGAGACGAUGAGCAGAGCGACUGGUUCUACGAGGGUGAGCCGGGCGGCGCUUGUGGCAUUGCCGGUGUUGUGCCCUGGUGGGAGAGAGACUCCAAUGAACUGGAUCUCAACGACCCCGUAUUUAACAGCAUCCUGACCGGAGCAUUUCCAUUAAUGUCACAGGGAGCCCAAAGAGGGUUUCAAGCACGACUCGCACGACAGACCUGUCUUGAACAGUCACAAGGAAGCUCUCAAGGAAUUUCCGAUAGAUUACCCAGACUAUCUCAGGAUCCUCACGAGUCGUGGUUCAGUUCUGGUGCCAGAAGAGACCAAUUACUUUGGGAUUCACGCAGUGACAGAAGCCACAGGAAAAGCUGCUCUUUAAAAACAGCUAGCAGGCAAACAAGUGGUCAUCUUGGCUCUUUGUGUACUGGAGAUAUAAAAAGACGACGGAAAGCUGCGCCUGUAGGAGCACAAUCAUCUUCAGGUGUGGUUGGCGAAAGCGCUGCUCCUCUGCCCGACUCAAACCUGGGCAACCGGAUGCUGCAGAGUAUGGGCUGGACCCCAGGAACCGGCCUGGGCCCCGAAGGCAGAGGCAUCACGGAGCCAAUCCGAGCGUCUCAGAGGCCGAAAGGAGCCGGACUGGGCUUUAACUGAACUCUACCAGAACAGAAACUGCGAUCCGAUCUGUUUAUCCUCCCCGUCAACAGAGGGCAGCACUGAGGCGAUAGAGAAGCAGAUGUAGAAAAAGAUGACGGGACGGUAUCAAACAAACACUGACUCUAGAGCUGCCUCACUGCCGACACAUUUCACCGCCACAGUUAACAAAAAUAAUUCGCGUAUUUCUCCCAACAAGUCAAUUUGGUAAUCAGAAUUUGCAAGAAAUUCUGAUUUAAAUAGGAUGACGGUAAACGUAACGAAAACCGAACGCUUUACAAUACCGGACAUGUGGUUAAUUCGUUUACUAACAUGGACGGACAAUAAACAACACAGUUUUGAUAAUGCUAGGUAAUGGAAAUAUGGUAAUCUAUUGUUAGCUCUUGUUAACUGCAUUAUCGUUAACUAAUCUUUGGGUUUUAAUAAUGCACUAUUUAAUGUUGAACUAUGAUUAAUGAAUGCAAGUAUCAGUUAUGGUUUGUAACUUCAGCUAAGAGUCUUGCGUUGUAAAGUGUGAGUUAAAAGAAGUUAACUGAAAAUCAGGGUGGGUUUUUAGCACCUUUAAAAUGUUGUGGUUUUGUCGGUAAUACGUUAAAAUAAUGGUCCAUUAGUUAAUGCGUUUAUUACAUUAUGAAUAUUAUUGUAAAGCAUUCAUUAAUCAUAGUUCAGCAUUUACUAAUACAUUAUUAACAUCCAAAGUUGUGCUUGUUACAUUAGCUUAUGCACCAAGUUAACAUACUAACGUGAAUUAACUUCAAUAAUAUUAACUAACGUUAACAAACAUGAAUAAAUACUGUAAUAAAUGUAUUUAUAGUUUGUUCAUGUUAGUAAAUACAUGAACUAACAUUAAGUAAUGGAGCAUUAUUUUGAAGUGUCAUCGUUGUGUUUUUUGUGACAUUUUCAUGUUAAUUAAGCACAUUUUUUGGAAAAUGAAUUGUUUUUUCAAUAAGCUUUUUUCACAUUAUUAUAAUGAGAAUUUGGGAUAUAAAAGUGUUUAAUUAGCAUGGAAAUGUUACAACAGAACUAUUCUGAAAAUAGGCUUUAUUUUGUGGUCACACUUUACAGUAAAGUUUCAUUAGUCAAGGGAUUUACUAACAUGAACCAACAAUAAGUAAACUGAGUGUUUAUCAAUCAUACUUUAACAUUUACUAAUGCAUUAUUAAAUCCCAAACAUUAGCUAAUGCACCGUAAGUUAAUGUAGUAACGUGAAUUCCCUUUAAUAACACAAACUAACAUUAACAAACAUGAAUAAAUACCUUAAUAAAUGUAUUAUUCAUAGUUUGUUCAUGUUAGUAAAUACAUGAACUAACAUUGACUAAUGGACUUUUUUUUUUUAUAAGGUGUUACUGUUUAGUUUUUUUGGGGACAUUUUCAUGUUAAUUAAGCACAUUUUGUAACACAUUUUAAAAAAAUAAAUUAUUUAUACUCCUUUUUUUUCACAUUACUGAAAUGAGAAUUUGCGAUAUAAAAGUGUUAAAUUGUCAUGAAAAUGAUGCAACCAAAACUAUUCUGAAAAUAGGCUUUAAUUUGAGGUCACACUUUACAGUAAAGUUUUAUUAGUUAAUAGAUUUACUAACAUGAACUAAUAACAAAUGAACGAAGCGUUUAUUAAUCAAACUUCAACAUUUACUAAUGCAUUAUUAAAUCCCAAGCAUUAGCUAAUGCACUGUUAACAUGUAUUAACGUGAAUUAACUUUAAUAACACAAACUAACAUUAACAAACAUGAAUAAAUACUUUAAUAAAUGUAUUAUUCAUAGUUUGUUCAUGUUAGUAAAUGCAUGAACUAACAUUAAGUAAUGGAGCAUUAUUUUAAAGUGUCAGCGUUGUGUGUUUUGUGACAUUCUCAUGUUAAUUAAGCACAUUUUUUUGGAAAAUGAAUAAUUUUUUCAAUAAGCUUUUUUCACAUUAUUAUAAUGAGAAUUUGGGAUAUAAAAGUGUUUAAUUGGCAUGAAAAUGCUGCAACAGAACUAUUCUGAAAAUAGGCUUUAUUUUGAGGUCACACUUUACAGUAAAGUUUCAUUAGUCAAGGGAUUUACUAACAUGAACCAACAAUAAGUAAACUGAGUGUUUAUCAAUCAUACUUUAACAUUUAUUAAUGCAUUAUUAAAUCCCAAACAUUAGCUAAUGCACCGUAAGUUAAUGUAGUAAUGUGAAUUCCCUUUAAUAACACAGACUCACAUUAACAAACAUGAAUAAAUACUAUAAUAAAUGUAUUAUUCAUAGUUUGUUCAUGUUAGUAAAUACAUGAACUAAUAUUGACUAAUGGACUUUUUUUUUAUUUUUUAUAAAGUGUUACCGUUUAGUUUUUUUGGGGAUAUUUUCAUGUUAAUUAAGCACAUUUUGUAACACAUUUUUUAAAAAUAAAUUAUUUAUACUCCUUUUUUUUCACAUUACUGAAAUGAGAAUUUGGGAUAUAAAAGUGUUAAAUUGUCAUGAAAAUGAUGCAACCAAAACUAUUCUGAAAAUAGGCUUUAAUUUGAGGUCACACUUUACAGUAAAGUUUCAUUAGUUAAUAGAUUUACUAACAUGAAUUAAUAACAAAUGAACGAAGCGUUUAUUAAUCAAACUUUAACAUUUACUAAUGCAUUAUUAAAUCCCAAACAUUAGCUAAUGCACUGUAAGUUAACAUGUAUUAACGUGAAUUAACUUUAAUAACACAAACUAACAUUAACAAACAUGAAUAAAUACUUUAAUAAAUGUAUUAUUCAUAGUUUGUUCAUGUUAGUAAAUGCAUGAACUGACAUUAACUAAUGGACCUUUAUUUUAAAGUGUUAACGUUUGUUUUUUGAGACAUUUUCAUGUCAAUUAAGCACAAUUUUGAAGACAUUUUUUGAAAAUUAAUUAUUUAUAUGCUGUUAUUUUCACAUUAAUGUAAUGAGAAUUUAGGAUAUGAAGGUGUUAAUUGUCAUAAAAUUUUGCAACAAAUUAUUCUGAAAACAGGCUUUAUUUUGAGGUCACACUUUACAGUAAAGUUUUAUUAGUUAAUGGAUUUACUAACAUGAACUAAUAAUGAAUGAAUUAAACGUUUAUUAAUCGUAGUUGAACAUUAGCUAAUGCAUUAUUAAAUCCCAAACAUUAGCUAAUGCACUAAGUUAUCAUGUACUAACGUUAACAAACAUGAAUAAAUACUAUAAUAAAUGUAUUAUUCAUAGUUUGUUCAUGUUAGUAAAACCUGAACUAACAUUAGCUAAUAGACCAUUAUUUUAAAGUGUUAACGUUUGGUUUUUGUGACAUUUUCAUGUUAGUUAAGCACAUUUGAAUGAAUUAUUCAUAUUCAAUAAACUUUUUCACAUUACUGUAAUGAGUGUUUGGGAUAUAAAAGUGUUUAUCUGUCAUGAAAAUGCUUCUACAAAAGCUAUUCUGGUAAUAGGCUUUAUUUUUAAAUUCACACUUUACAAUAAAGUUUCAGUAGUUAAUCUAUUUACUAAUAUGAACUAAUAUCUAACAAUAUACUUGUACAGCAUUAUUAAUCAUACGUUUACUAAUGCAUUAUUAAAACCCAAAGUUGUGCUUGAUGACAUUAGCUAAUGCGCUCUGAGUUCACAUGAACUAACAAUGGCUUUUUAUUAACUAAUGUUAACAAAGAUGAAUAAAUACUGCAAUAAAUGUAUUAUUUAUCAUUUCUUCAUGCUAGUAAAUGCAUUAACCAACAGAACUUUAUUGUAAAAUGUCACCCUUUUACAUUUCGAUAUACGGUAGUCAACAUCUGAAGUGGUUCAAAGCAUUUCAUCAAAGUUGUGCUAAACCUACAGAACGACACCUCUUUCUUGUUUUCACCCUAUAACUCAGAGGGGAUGAUAAACGACAUCAAAACCUCAGCGGACAUUUGCUAAAUGUUUUUUGUUGUUGUUGAAUUGUAUGAUUAUUUUUUAAUGAAAAAUACUUUUUAAAAUAUUUCCACCUAUGAAGACCUACAAAUGUUUUAGCAGAUUAGAUCAGCCCAAAUUACUGUCUCCCUUUAUUAUUUGAUAUUUGUUUAUCAGAUUUGUUUAUCAUGAUAGACGUUUUUUUUACCAUUUAACUAUUUUUUUUUUAAUUUCUAAAAAUUGUCCAAAUAUCAUGCUCUAAUAAUGAAUGUCAGCCGUUUACACUCUCACAGAAACAAUCCUACGUCUAUGAAAAGCUGAGAAGAUUUAUUAUUUACAUGACUGAACACACUUGUGUUUUAAUAAUGCCUAUAUAUACGAAGGUUUGAGGUCCAUCCUGUUUAUUUCCAGCGUGUAUGACUUGAAAUUCAGCGAAACGCACACGUUUCUGAGCAGAGUUUAAGUAAUGAAUAGGAUUAAUUGACUGAAUUGGCUUAGUUUAGAUGGAAUUAACUAUUCGAGGAGGCGACACACACACACACACACUUACUACUGACGACUGUCGUUUCUGACCGUCACGAGGUAAAGAAGAUUACACCAUUGUUGGAUAAACACUUCAAUGCCUCUUACCAACAAUCGCUGAUGAUUGGAGAUGCUAUUAUCUCAGCAGAGCGUCGCUGAGACAGGAAGAAAACGUGACAUCACUUCCUUUCUGGUGUUUGUUUUUGGGAACAUGUCGUAUUUUUAAUCAUGUUUGCACUCCGAAUGAAUCGCUAUGUUGACAUGAACGAGGAGUGUGUCAUGUUUGUCUCUUUUUGUGAUCUGUAAACACGCCAAACAUGCCACAUUUGUUUCAUUCUGUUGUUUGUUUUUGGCCAAUGUGCGAGCUUUGAGGAGCAGGAAUGUAAAGGUCUCUGUGUGUGCUAAUGUUCAUAUACUGUAGAUCAGUAUUAAAGCAUUCCCUGCUCAAGGA
Danio rerio (zebrafish) is the source of this 6359-nucleotide messenger RNA. The record is from RefSeq and is a predicted model, not a curated record. Lineage: Eukaryota; Metazoa; Chordata; Actinopteri; Cypriniformes; Danionidae.